AAAUUGCAAUGGCCUGGCUGGACCGAGAACACUCGGAAGAUUAUUGCGCGUGGUUGUUUUCAGAUCUCGGAGAUAAGCACUAGAAAGGCGUGGGCGACAGCAGCGGGUCAGGUUUGACGCAUCAAAGAGGGCCGUUAGUGAGUCGCGACCAGAACUGCUAGGGAUCAGCAAUACCGCGACAGGAUUCAGACACGGAAUCGAAGGUCUGUACCAACGCAAAACGCACGGUGAACUUUGAACCCUGUGGGGUUGAUUUGAUAUAGUGCACAGACCAGGGGCCGGGCCCAGAGCCUCUGAGACAGACGGCCACACAGCGUCGUCGCCACCAUGGGCAUCCCAGCCAUCGCGCUUACUCUUAGCCUGCUGCUUGGCACGACCACCGCCCUGCCAGACCAACGCUCAGUUUUCAUUGAGAAACAGGAUGCCAGUGCCGUCAUGUCCCGACACAGGAGGGCCAAUGUCGGCAACGAGGAGACCCUCAUGCCUGCCAACCUGGAGCGCGAGUGCGUGGAGGAGGUGUGCAACUACGAGGAGGCCCGUGAGAUCUUCCAGGACUCCUACCGCACGGACAUUUUCUGGUCUGUGUAUGUCGACGGAGACCAGUGCCUGGGAAACCCCUGCAAGAACGGGGCCAUGUGCUCGGACAGCGUGGGCGGCUACGACUGCGUCUGCAAGUCGGGCUUCUCCGGGGCCCUCUGCGAGACGGACCAGACCGUCUGCAUCCCGGACAAGACCAAGGGCUGCAGCCAGUUCUGCAAGCCGGGGUACCAGUCCUACGAGUGCUCCUGUGCCACAGGCUGGAAGGUCAAGGAUAAGUUGAAGGACAAGGAGAAGUGUGUUCCUGCUGUGGCAUACCCUUGCGGAAAGGUGGACAGUCUAAGUCAGUGGGACAGGAGGAGGUCCGCCAACAUCCGCAGUGGCUAUGAGGGACUGAGCUGCAACGCAGGGGAGUGUCCCUGGCAGGCGCUGCUGCGCAACGAGGAGCUGAACUGGUUCUGCAGCGGGGUCAUCCUGAAGGAGAACCUGGUCCUGACCACGGCGCAGUGCGCUACCAAGUACAGCCGCUUCCACCUGGCCGUGGGCAAGAGGGUGAAGGAGUUUGAGGAGGGCGAGCAGACCCUGCAGAUGAAGAAGGUGACCCCGCACCCCCUGUACGUGGAGGGUCGCCCCGGCAACGACCUGGCGGUGGUGGAGCUGAGCGAGCGCAUCGCGUUCAAGAGGACCGUGCUGGCGGCCUGCCUGCCGGAGCGGGACUUCGCCGAGGGCGUGCUGAUGACGGGCGAGUACGACGCGGCGGUCACCGGCUGGAGGGACGCGCCGGAAGGUUCCGCCGACGUGGAGGGCAGCCUGACGCUCAACCACCUGGCCUACGAGCCGUUGGCGGAGUGCAGGGCGCGGCACGCCGGCCUGGUCACCAACAAGAUGUUCUGCACCACGCCCCGGGCCAAGGCCGACUGCGCCCUGGGGCCCGGCAGCGCCGCCGUCACCCUCUACCGCGACGUCUUCUUCCUCACCGGCGUGCUGAGCCGGCCCCCGGGACACAGCUGCCAGCAGGGCUACGUCUUCCAGAAGGUCUCGCGCUUCCUGCCCUGGCUGCAGCCGUUCAUGGCGUGAGGAGGCGGAGGCGGAGCUGAGAAGGAGAGGAGGCGGGGCUUAUGAGUAGGGGAGGAGGGGCCGAGGAAGGUGCGGUGCAUUGUGAAUGGGGAGGAGCUAGGGAAGGGAAUGGUUCUCGACAUCAGGACUCAGAGGAGUCUUUGUGUGUUAUUAGCCUCAUCUUUAAAGCAGGCCUUCACAUUUUCCCUGUUUAGUGCUCAGCAUUAAUGGCAUUGUUCUAACUGUCUUUCCACUUUUUCACUGUCCUUUGCACAAGAGAUGACAUAGCAUGUUAACCAGCUUGAGCAACAUCUCUGUGUUAGCAGAUGUUUUGAGCUGAAUCGGUUUUUUUUUCUUUUGUAGUUCUCCACUUCCUCCACAGGGUGGAGCUCUAUCAUCUAAAUAUUGUAAAACGUCACUGUUGAGUAACAGCUCUAAACAUGAAAAAUAGAACAGCAUACAUUUAUUAUUAUUAAUCAGUUAUUAUUAUUAUCAGUUUUAAAAAGAUAUAUAUAUCUGUUUAGGUCUGACCAUUUCACUACUUUGUUUCUACUGUUCUUAGCCAGCUGUUAAACAUGUAAUAAACCCAAUGUUAGACAUAAUAUUAGUGAUGAAUGAAAUAAAUAAUGUAGCUCUGACUGAAGUGA
Molecule: messenger RNA, 2240 nt
Organism: Anguilla anguilla (European eel)
Lineage: Eukaryota; Metazoa; Chordata; Actinopteri; Anguilliformes; Anguillidae
Gene: proza
Product: protein Z, vitamin K-dependent plasma glycoprotein a
Exons: 9
Coding region: 328-1614 (428 amino acids)
Biological process (GO): blood coagulation; proteolysis
Cellular component (GO): extracellular region
Molecular function (GO): serine-type endopeptidase activity; calcium ion binding
Source: RefSeq, a predicted model, not a curated record